This is a messenger RNA of Volvox carteri f. nagariensis, 1428 nucleotides long. RefSeq lists its product as uncharacterized. The transcript is spliced from 11 exons. Gene Ontology annotation, molecular function: protein binding. The record is from RefSeq and is a predicted model, not a curated record. The coding region runs from base 1 to 1428 and encodes 475 amino acids. Lineage: Eukaryota; Viridiplantae; Chlorophyta; Chlorophyceae; Chlamydomonadales; Volvocaceae.
AUGUACGGUAGUCGUGUUCGCACAGCUACGGCGGUUGUGCCCGCUGCGGCCGCCGCCGGCGGCAGCGGUGGCGGUAGCGGCGCGGCCAUGAGCCUCGGCGACCUCCAGCUGGACAUUCCCGAAAUUGACGGUGACAUUCGUUCGUUGCAGGUUGAGAUGGGCGCCAUAUUCAAUGACUCUGGUCUGGCUGCUACAUUUGGCCGCAAGCGUCAGGCGCUGCAGGCACUGGAGACUGGGCUGGUGUUAGUGGAUCAGAGUCACUGGGGACGACUGAGGGUGACAGGAGAGGACCGUACGGCGCUGCUACACAACCAGAGUACGGCGGACUUUCAGAGGCUGCAGCCAGGACAGUGCGCCGAUACGACAUUCGUCACCUCCACAGCUCGCUGCCUGGACCUAGCCACCGCCCUGGUGCUGCCCAGCUCUAUACUGCUGCUGGUGGACUCCAGGGAAGGGGGGGAGGCACUGGCUGCCAGACUGGACAAGGUCAUAUUCAGGGGUGAUAAUGUUAUGGUUCACGACAUUUCGAGUCGCACUGGCCAAAUCGCUGUGUUGGGUCCGGAGGCGGAGGUGGUGCUGCGGGAGCUGGCGCCGGACGUGUUGUCGGGUGUAUUGAGCGGCCCUCCGGGUCGCCAUGUGCUUGUGGGCUUCCGAGGUAAACCUGUGUUCGUGGCUGCUGUGAGCGGUUUGGGCCUUUCUGUGCCCGGAUACACAUUGGUGGCGGAUGAGGCGGUGGCCGGGGACCUGUAUGCAGCCUUUGCUGCCAAGGGCGCUAUCCCCAUGGGCACGGAUGACUGGGAGGCGGCUCGCAUCGUGGCGGGGCGACCGACCCGUGGGUCCGAGCUCACCGAGGCAUACAGUCCACUGGAGGCCGGUCUGUACGGCGCCGUAUCCCUCAACAAGGGCUGUUAUAUUGGGCAGGAAACCUUGGCCAAGCUGCACUUACGUGAUGGAGUUAACCGGCAGCUGUGGGGACUGAGACUCAGUGGACCCACCUCGCCAGGGGCGGAGAUCUACAGCGAACUAAGCAAGGUUGGCGUUGUGACGAGUACGUGCCAGGACGCGGACGGGGAAUGGGUGGGAGUGGGCUACCUAAGGAGCCGACUGGAGGGCACGCAAAUUGAGCUGGAAGGUGUUCGAGUGGCCGUGGCCGGCGCGCCCGCAACCGUAACCGCAAUCCCCUUCGCCACGCGGAAGUUCAGCGCUGAAGCGGAGUCACCGGCGGUGCGGGCCGCAGCGGUGGUGGCGGCAACGGGGGAGGAGGACGCCGCCAGCAUCGCUGCACGGCUUGAGGAGGCCAAGAGGAAGAAAGCUGAGGUACAGGUUGAGAAGCAGGCGGCUACGGAGGCCAAGCUUAAGGCAAUGCAGGAGCGGGUUGCGGCAUGGCAAGCUGCUCUGCAGCAACAACAGCAAGGGCAGCAACAAUGA